UUCCUGGUAUAACUGUCACUGUUUCCUCCAGAUCUCUGUUACUUCUUUCCUUCGUUAUUGUUUUAUAUUUCAGAAGUCCGAGCUACAGUGCAGCAUUGUGCGUGUUUGGGGCUUUAUUAUGGCUUCGUUAUCCGAAAGUCAGCCACGAGAGUCGAGGCGUAGUACGCGGUUGGUGCCGAGCAGACUUUACCCACACGAUGACGACACAGCGAGUACCAGCUCUACAGGGUCUGCGGGACAAAUCACUUACAGAGAGAGUACUGUGAGGGUCUUCAAGAGGAAAACAGGACCCCGUAAAGGGGGCGGGGCUUCUCCCAAAACCAACCCCAAACCCAACCCCAACCCCAACAGCAGCAAUGUGAGCAAACCCCAGAGUCCGAGCUUGAACGAGUUCAUCACAGUGAGGAAGAGUUCUCCUUUUCGGGCUCCUAGCAGCAUCAUGAGCCCUUUGAACACUUUAGCACCAAGCACCUCGACUCAAAGGGAACCGUCUGGUUUCUCCUCGGGAUAUUCUUCAUCAGAGGAAGGAUACGGCCGGAGCAGCAGCCCGCACAACACGACCACCAGCUCUUCUCACGCUCCAUCAGAUGGAAAGAUGGAAGGCCGAGGAGCACUGACCGCCCCAGCUCGUGCCUUUGCAGUGGUGUAUUUCUGGCUAGGUGUGGCGUGGUACAGUAUAACAUCUGGAAUGUCUCUGCUAAAUGUUUCUCUGCUAAGCAGGCGCACUGCAGGUUUGAAGAAGAAUCUUUUCCUCCUCCUCUUCCUCCUCCUCCUCCUCAUUCUGCUGCUUUUCGGCGUGUGGUACUGGUACCCGUAUGCUACUCGUUCAGCUCGAGCUCCCGCGGUUCAGCCGCGUCACACAACACACACACAUCUUCAAGCUCGUGAUGAUGCAACUUUUGCAGCUCUAAAAGAGGAACUCUAUGCAAACCUACGAGAGCGAGAGAGCAGAUGGUUGGAGGACAGAAGCAGGGAGUUAGAUGAUGUGUUGAAAGAGAUCGAGUUACUGAAACAUGAUGGAGACAAUCAGAAGCGCACAUAUGAGAAGUUGCAAGUGGAUGUGCAAGACCUGAGAAUUCGAUUGAGGAACAUUGACUCAGAACAUCGCAGCCUGAGUAAAAAGGAAACCCAGGGGAUGCAGGAUCAGAUAUCCGAUCUGAAAAUGGACAUGUCCAAACUUCAGUCAGCCUCUGAAAACCUGAGUCGCAGAAUAGACGGCCAGGAAUCCGAGAACAGGAAGUUAAAGAGCGAGCUUUCCGAUUGGCUGUUGCAGCAGAUGUCCGUUCCAGUUCACUCUGAGCGUGAUGUAGUGAUGCAUCCUGAGCUGCAGAGGGCGCUUGAGGACUUGGAAAAAAAAAUACUGGACCGAUUGGGACAGGAGCACGAGGAGAAGGAGAGGAGAGAUGUGUGGAGGACAGUGGGAGAGACGCUGAAGGAGGAAGGAGUGGGAGCAGUCACUGUAUCGGAUGUCGAGCGCAUCGUGCACAGGGCGCUGAGCCUCCACAGGGCCGACGGGAUCGGCGUACCCGACUACGCGCUGGAGUCUUCAGGUGCCAGUGUGAUAAACACUCGCUGCUCAGAGACGUAUCACACCCGAUCAGCGUGUAUUAGCCUUUUUGGAUUUCCUCUGUGGUAUCCUUCAGAAAGCCCUCGUACAGUUAUACAGCCUGAGCUGUACCCCGGUAAGUGCUGGCCAUUUCGCGGUUCUGAAGGUUUCCUGGUCAUCGCUCUGUCUCAUGCCGUACAAAUCACUCAUGUCUCCCUGGAGCACCUGCCCCGAGUUCUCUCCCCCACCGGAAACAUCAACAGCGCACCUAAAGACUUCGCUGUUUACGGAAUGAUCAACAAUGAGAACGAGGAAGGGAAACUUCUCGGAACGUUCACGUACGACCAGGACGGAGAACCGAUCCAGACCUUCCAAGUACAGCGCUCUCAGAGUGACGCCUACAGACUGGUGGAGCUGAGGAUCCUCAGUAACUGGGGUCACCCUGAGUACACCUGUGUGUAUCGCUUCAGGGUCCACGGCCAGCCCACGUCUGCCUGAGGACACGACCACAGACGAACGGAAGAAAAGCCGGAGUCAUGUCUGUCUAAGGAAACUGAAGGUUUAGCUAUGACCUGAAAAUCAGGAAGGUUCCUAAACUAACACUCAACCUUCAAAACAAGAGCGGUGGAGUGUGAUGGAGAAAUAUCAAGAUCAUCUUCAUAUCCCUCCAUCACACACACACACACACUUGUCGGAUGCUGAUCAGACUACAGGGUUACAGAACAUGUUUACUAAUGAAGUUUAUGCUAAUUGAUAUAUAUAUAUAUAUAUAUAUAUAUAUAUAUAUAUAUAUAUAUAUAUAUAUAUAUAUAUUGCAAUAAUUAGAUUUUUAAAAAGUUUAACAAAGGUUUUCCGCCAUUUGCACUAUUCGCCAACUCGCUCCUAAAGAACGUACCUCUUAUUUAUCGAUGAUUCGUGAGUUUCCGAAUGAAAGUAGAUAAAUACGCAUAUAACGUGGAAUAAAGUCUAAAGGCUACCGAUUAUCGUUAGCACCGUGCUAAUCGGCAGCUCUUGUUCUCAGCGGUAUUGUCAUUUUUAACUUCUGUUGUUAGCGAGAAGGUGAAAUCCGUCUGAAUCCUGUCGAGAAGUUUUGUAGUUAAAGUUUGUACAUGAUUUGUCUAAAAUAUCUACAAAAUGUGUUUUUCGUGUUUAAGUACGAAUUUUAGAACGUUUUAUCAAACACAUUUGCAAAAACCUAGACUAUGUGUAUAUAUAGAUGCCAAGCUAACUCUGAAUGUCCGUUCGAUGAGAUCAUUACCCAUAAUUCAACAUAACCUGUGGUACACUGCUUCUGCACGAUGAAACAACAUCGUUAUGAUUUCAUUCGUUUGAAAUUUGUAGCAAUCUUUAUUCGUGCCGACGUUCUGUUACAAACGUCAGUGGCGGCGCAGCUUCAGGUCUUCUGAUUGGUUUUUAAUGAAGUUAUGGGAUUACUUUUAGCUCGGUUUAACCAAAUUACGGUACCUUCAUUAUAGCAGGUAACAAGCUAAAAUUUUCUCAGUAGCUUCAAUAUUCAUUUCAGCAUUUCGGUGAGGAGUUACUGUGUAGAAUUUCGGAAGGCAACAAACAGUGUUGAGUUUACUACAUAAAUAUUUUUUAUUUAUGUCCAGACGAUCACGUUAACUUUUAUGGGUAAGCAAUUUGAUCAUUUCUACAAUAUUCUAAUAAUCGAAGAGUAAACCUAAUAUACUAAUAUACUUUCAUCUGUACUUUGAUACGUUUUUUUGACACAAAAACGUAUUUUAAUUCAUAAAGCUGGCUUUAUAAAUUUGUAUAAUAGCAAGAAUUCAAAAGUGUAAAAAAAUUUUUUUUGCUCGGAACCGUUUUAUGUUAAGAGGCAGAAUUUUCUGUAUACGAUGACGUUGACCUUCGUUUUCCGCUAAAGCUGAAACUUGAAUAUUUAAAACGUUUUUUUUUUCUUACUGCUCAUGAAGACAGAUUUAUAAUUUUUAAGCCUAGACAGUAUUUUAACUCUUGGCUGUUUCACACAGGUAUUUAAAAUAAAAUAAAAAAAACAAAAGAUGUUUUAUUUAUAAUCUUUUUUUUUUUUUUUAAUAAUUCUGGAUGUGCCGAUUUAAACUGUUUGCUUAUUUAAAGUUUUAAAUUUCAUGUUUCGCAGUCGAAAGUUUCAUUUUACCUCAAAACUGUUGUUACUCUCCGUUGUAUAGAAUUAUUUGAGAAGUGUCAUGAAGUGUUCUGGAAGUGGGCGUGGCUAAACGAAGUGCACUAUGCUAUAUUUAUGUAAAGAUGAAAUUUAUCCGUUCACGUUUCAAUAUCCAUUUUAAUAAUUUGUACCCGAACGGCUGUCUGUAGAAAUCAUUUCUGUACUUUUCUGUAUUUCUGUAAUUUCAUUUCAUCCAUUUAUUCAGCAACAUUAUGGAUUUUUAAAUGUUUGUUUAGUUAAAAGUUUGUGUUGUGAUUUUUAUCAAAAAUCACCGGUUUUAAUUUUUAUUUUAAAAACAAAAAAAAACGCUGUUUUAAGAUUUGAAACGUUCGGCUAGUAAAGAUGUCGUUCGCGCCACGGACUCGAGCUUCUUCGUGCUUAAAAACAAAUUUAGGGAAACAUUUAAAUGUAAAAGGUCUCUUAUUUCCAGAGUGUACACAUUUCCGUACAGCCGCUUUGUGACAAUGUUCACUGAAUUCUAUCGUUUUAAAAAUCAGACAUGUUGAACGCAUUUAAUAAAUUUCAGUCUGCGUAUCAUUUC
Tachysurus fulvidraco (yellow catfish) is the source of this 4251-nucleotide messenger RNA. It is a transcript of the gene sun2, whose product is annotated as Sad1 and UNC84 domain containing 2. Gene Ontology annotation, molecular function: protein-membrane adaptor activity. Gene Ontology annotation, cellular component: meiotic nuclear membrane microtubule tethering complex; nuclear envelope. Bases 119 to 2044 code for a protein of 641 amino acids. Gene Ontology annotation, biological process: nuclear envelope organization. Lineage: Eukaryota; Metazoa; Chordata; Actinopteri; Siluriformes; Bagridae. The record is from RefSeq and is a predicted model, not a curated record. The transcript is spliced from 18 exons.